CACCGGAGGUCAAUCUGUCGGCUUGGUGUCAAAGUCGGUCCUCCCACGUCUCCGCGAGCUAUCUCCUGAGUUCAAAGGACACGAGUCUUGCCCCGGGGUUUGCCAGCCAGAGGCUGUCUUUAUCAGGUGGAGGUUCUACUGGGAGUUGGCCACUGCAGCCUCGGUCAGCCUGGGAUACACUUUCCUCUGAUAGGAGCCACAGACCAAAGCCAAGAUGUCCAAACUGGUCAACGUUCGCGUCACUACCAUGGACGCAGAGCUGGAGUUUUCCUUUAACAAAAGCACCAAAGGAAGGCAGCUGCUUGAGCAGGUUGCCAGGACGAUUGGCCUCCGUGAGAUUUGGUACUUCGGCCUUCAGUAUGUGGACAACAAAGGAAUUGUCUCGUGGCUGGUAGAAGACAAGAAAGUGACGGAACAGAACAUAAAGAACGAGACUCCCCUGCAGUUCAGAUUCCGGGUCCAGUACUACCCCGAGGACGUGGAAGAGGAGCUGAUCCAGGACGUCACCAGGAAGCUCUUCUUCCUGCAGGUGAAGGACCACAUCCUGUCCGACGAGAUCUACUGUCCCCCGGAGACCGCUGUGCUUCUGGCCUCCUACGCCGUGCAGGCAAAGUACGGCGAGUACGACAAGUCGGUGCACCGGCGGGGAUACCUCUCCUCGGAGCGUCUGCUCCCGAAGAGAGUGCUGGAUCAACACAAGCUGUCGAAGGAGCAGUGGGAAGACAGAGUGCAGGUCUGGCACGAGGAGCACAAAGCCAUGCUGAAGGAAGAUGCGAUGAUCGAGUACCUGAAGAUCGCUCAGGAUCUGGAAAUGUACAGUGUUACCUACUUUGAGAUCAGAAACAAGAAGGGCACGGAGCUGUGGCUGGGCGUGGACUCGCUAGGGAUAAACAUCUAUCCAAAGAAUGACAGGCUCACCCCAAAAAUUGGAUUUCCCUGGAAUGAAAUUGGAAACCUUUCUUUUGACAACAAGAGAUUUGUCAUCAAGCCCAUAGACAAAAGAUCUCCACACAUCAUGUUUCACGGGACACCAGCUCGCAUCCACAAGGGCAUCAUGCAGCUUGCUCAGGGCAACCACCGCCUGUACGCGCGCCGCCGCAUGGCCGACAACAUCGAGGUUCAGCAGAUGAAGGCUCAGGCCAAACAGGACAGGCUCCAGAAGAAACUGGAGAGGGAUCAGCUGGAAAGCGAGAAGAAGAAGAGAGAAAACAUUGAGAGGGAGAAGCAGCAGAUGGAGAGAGAAAAACAGGAGCUGAUGAUGAAGCUCUACGAGUUUGAAGAGACUACUAAGAGAGCGGAGCGAGAUCUUCAGGAGCAGCUGGACCGGGCCAUGAGGCUGGAGGAGGAGAGGAGGAGGGUGGAGCAGGAGGCGGCCCGGCUGGAGGCUGAGAGGAUGGAGGCCAUAAUUGCCAAGGAGGAGCUGGCCAGGCAAGCCGAGGAGCAGAUGAAGAGCCAGGAGCAGCUGGCUGCAGAGCUGGCCGAGUACACGGCCAGGAUCACUGAGCUGGAGGAGGCCAAGAGGGCCAAGGAGGAGGAAGCUGAGACAUGGCACAUGAAGGCUGAGGAAGUGGAGCAGAGCCUGUUGAGGACGAAGGAAGAGCUGCAGAGUGUGAGGACCCCGUCCAACUCGGCUCCUCCGGGUGGCUCCCAUUCCCCCUCCUCCUCCUCCUCCUCCUCCUCCUCGGACAGCGAGAGCGACCACGAGCACAGCGAGGAGAACAGCACCUACAGCGCCGAGCUGCACUCGCAGGAGAUCAGCGAGGACCACCUGGAGGAGGAGCGACUCACCGAGGCGGAGAAGAACCAGCGCCUCAGGAAGCAGCUGAUGGACCUGAGCUCAGAUCUGGCGCAAUCCAGACACGACACCAAGAAGACCCAGAACGACCUGCUCCACGCUGAGAACGUCCGGGCCGGACGAGACAAGUACAAAACCCUCCGUCAGAUCCGCCUGGGCAACACCAAGCAGAGGGUGGACGAGUUUGAGGCUUUGUAGAGAAGACUGCUCCAGAAUACCUCGGGAAUGAUCUCCUCAGCGUAUUACAUAAUGUAGUGAUUGCACCCAGUGGUGGUUCUGGCCAGAAUGGCGCCCUUGGCGAGGCUUUCAUGCCCCCCAUGACUCACACACACUCCCAAAAAGAAAAAUCCAUUCUUUACGGCAUAGGAAUAUUUUUUGUGACAUAAAUACCAAAGAUAAUACAGUAAAAGUGUCACAACUCACAAGAGUUUUAGAAAAGUGUAAUCAGUGUAGAAUAAUUAUGUCUAUGAUUAACCAUUGUGCUUUUCAUGCUAGUUUUAAUCUGAGGUCUCGGUGCACAAAAAGCAUUCAAAAUAUUCGACUUUGCGUUUUUAUAAAAGUAAUAGAGAAUUUCUGUCCAGUUUAGAAAUAUUACGUUCAGGUCUGGUUAUCCAGGUCAUUUUAAAUGUUAAACUAAAGAUGAACAAAUGAAGUUCCCUUAAAAAUAGUCAAGUAACCCUUUGACAUAGCACUGGCCACUAGCCAUUAGCUAAAGCUGGAGUGUACAACCAUUUUAUUCCUUUUGUGCUUACACAUCAGGCAACAGACGGAUCACCUAAUCCCCAUUGACCGAACAUGCAAAUAAACAAUUUAAAAGACCUUUUUCCGGCUUGAUAGUUACGCUGGCCCUACGGCCAUGCCUCCCUGGGCAGUGUGCCAUAUCCUCCACAGCAAGCAACGCCACUGAUUACAGUCAUAUGUAACUUUAAGAUCCGGAAUAAGGAUGCUCUUCAGCUGUAUGAAAGUACUUCCAUGAAUUUUACUUGACUGCGUGAAAGUAUGACGACCACAUUUUAUCGUGCUGGAACAUUUCUAAAAAGGUGUGGGGGGACGGGUUGUUUGUUUGUUUGUCUUAGGAUAAUUGCAGAGGACAUAUGUUAAUCAUAAAUUGCAAAGUUUGCAUUUGCCGUUUAGUUUUCUGAAAACCCGUGACUUGGGUUAGAUUUGUUCAAUGAACACAAUAUGUUGUAAACAACCGUCAAUUGCUAAUAAAUAACUACUGCUGCUGGAUCUGUGACUCGCCACUGAAAUGUGUUGCGUAUACUUUAUUUGUACUUGUAAUUCAGAAAUCAAAAUAAGUCAGUUUCAAAUAAUAAUAAAAAAACUAUCCAAUUGAA
Poeciliopsis prolifica (blackstripe livebearer) is the source of this 3132-nucleotide messenger RNA. RefSeq names its product ezrin a (gene ezra). The coding region runs from base 215 to 1993 and encodes 592 amino acids. Gene Ontology annotation, biological process: positive regulation of protein localization to early endosome; regulation of cell shape; positive regulation of early endosome to late endosome transport. Gene Ontology annotation, molecular function: actin binding; cell adhesion molecule binding. The record is from RefSeq and is a predicted model, not a curated record. The transcript is spliced from 13 exons. Lineage: Eukaryota; Metazoa; Chordata; Actinopteri; Cyprinodontiformes; Poeciliidae. Gene Ontology annotation, cellular component: plasma membrane; adherens junction; microvillus.